Molecule: messenger RNA, 951 nt
Organism: Soboliphyme baturini
Lineage: Eukaryota; Metazoa; Nematoda; Enoplea; Dioctophymatida; Soboliphymatidae
Source: the annotation of a GenBank genome assembly
AUGACUGCAAAUCCUAAAGUUUCUUCCUCCAUGCUGUGCGAUCGUCGGUACGUCCGCAACGACGUCAGAGACGUCUGUGACAUGUCCCCUCAACAUAGUGCCUAUUCGUCUUUCGAUCCGCCUCCGCCAGUCCGUUUGUCAAGCACCGAUUUCGCUUCAUCAUCGAUGUCGGCAGUUGGCAGUCGCAGAGGCUUCAAAAUCCCGCAUAUUCCUGCUGCGAAAUCGAGGAACAGCGGCGAUCGCAAGCCACAUACACAGGAAAGAGAGCCCCAGUUUACGUGCAAGAACUGUUGGAAGUAUUUUAAUACCAAGAAAUUCUAUGACCAGCACUUGUCGUUCCACAUAAAGUGCAGCGAAGAGAAUUGCAGUUUCGAAGCAACGCCGAAGGUGCUCGCGAAACACAUUCUCAUGACCCACGACUUUGUCGUAAGAAGCAGCCCAAGUAGCGAUGAGAGGUGGCUAAAGGCGCGCAAACGCAACUUUCCUACCGCGCAGAAGGUUGCCGAUGCGAAAGCUGAAGCUGUGCAGCCGGGCGCCAGUUCUGACAGCGUGUUUGGAUCUCUUGCUUUGCCAGACCGCCACAAAAGACCGAAAACUAGCGCGUCGGAUUGUGAAAACCGUCAGCCGACUCCAAGACGUGAUUUCGAUGAUUCCAAAUGCAACGAGUUGAUGUGGCUUGGCAUUUUUCUCAUGAAAGUGUUUCUUGUCCGGAUUGAGCAGACAGGCACGUUUGUAAAGACGAACCUUCUACCUCGAGAUCAAGGGGCGAUUUCAUUUUUUCAGCUGUUUCACGAAGAGAAGCGCCACGAAACCAGUGUUUUGCUGCAAUGCAUUCGCUACGUGGUUCAAAACAACUUCUUUCAAGCCGAAAAGACAAUGCCACUAAGCGACGGACAUCGCACAGCUACAUCCGAGCCGCAGACGCCCACCAUCACAUCGUCGCCUCAAUGA